UUUGGAUUUUGGAAGGUGAAUUGAUCCCAAUUGGGCGCGCUUAUUGUUCUUAAUAUAGUGUGCAAGAUAAGCUGCAUCAUCCUUGCAUGCGUUUUCCCCCCGAUUUAGGUUCUUAGAUUGAUCAAUCUACGCUGAGAAGGAACUUCUUGUCUGCGGAUCGAUCGGGGAACCAUGGACUCCAUAAUGAGCAAGCUCCGUAAUCUGGAUGCCUAUCCCAAAAUCAACGAGGAUUUCUACAGCCGCACCCUCUCCGGUGGCCUCAUCACUAUUGCCUCCUCCGUCCUCAUGCUCUUGCUUUUCAUAUCCGAACUUCGAUUGUAUCUUCAUGCAGUAACUGAGACCAAACUAAUUGUAGAUACUUCAAGAGGAGAGACUCUACGUAUCAAUUUUGAUGUUACAUUUCCUGCCCUACCUUGUUCAAUACUCAGUCUAGAUGCAAUGGACAUCAGUGGAGAGCAACAUCUAGAUGUGAAACAUGAUAUUGUCAAGAAAAGAUUAGACUCUCAUGGGAAUGUAAUAGAAACAAGGCAAGAUGGGAUCGGUGCCCCCAAGAUUGAAAAGCCUUUGCAAAGACAUGGAGGCAGGCUUGAGCAUAACGAAACAUAUUGUGGUUCCUGUUAUGGUGCUGAAGCGACAGAUGAAGAUUGUUGUAAUUCCUGUGAGGAAGUCCGCGAAGCUUACCGGAAAAAAGGUUGGGCAAUAUCAAAUCCAGAUUUAAUUGACCAGUGCAAAAGAGAAGGAUUUUUGCAAAGGAUCAAGGACGAAGAAGGUGAAGGAUGUAAUGUCUAUGGAUUCUUGGAAGUAAAUAAAGUGGCUGGAAACUUCCAUUUUGCCCCAGGGAAGAGCUUUCAGCAAUCUGGUGUCCACGUGCAUGACCUGCUUGCUUUUCAAAAGGACUCUUUUAAUAUAAGUCACCGAAUUAACAGAUUGGCUUUUGGAGAGUAUUUCCCUGGUGUUGUGAAUCCGCUGGAUGGUGCGCAUUGGACACAACAAACACCAAGUGGAAUGUAUCAGUAUUUUAUAAAGGUUGUGCCUACUGUAUACACUGAUGUCAACGGGCAUACAAUCCAAUCCAACCAGUUCUCUGUGACAGAACACUUGAGGACUGGAGAUGUGGGUCGUCUUCAGUCCCUGCCUGGAGUUUUCUUCUUCUAUGACCUUUCCCCAAUUAAGGUUACUUUUAGUGAAGAGCAUAUCUCAUUCUUACACUUCCUCACUAACGUGUGCGCCAUAGUUGGAGGUGUUUUCACGGUUUCUGGAAUACUGGAUUCGUUUAUCUACCAUGGUCAAAAGGCAAUCAAGAAGAAGAUGGAACUAGGCAAAUUUAGCUGAUAAUUGGUCUAUUGUAGGUUGAACUGGCGUUAUUUGAUUAAUUUCCGCUGAAAGGCUUCAUGGAGAUUGAUCAAUUGGGGAGAAGAUCGACUAUUGAAUGAAAUUCUCUUUUGGUUUUCCCGAGUUCUUUCAGACUCAACGAAAGGAUUUUGCCAAUAGAUCUGUUGUCUAUGAGAGGUUAAAAUGCUUAGAUCAUACAUGUGCAGCAAAUGCCUUGACAUUCACUUUCUGAAGCAGCUUUAAUGAUGUGAAUAUUACAUCUUUAAUCUGGAUGAUAGACGGGUAGAGGGUGAUGAGGUGAUCGUUCAUGGCAGAAUUAAAUUCCCGAAGGGCUUAAAAGGAAAUUUUGUCUUGGAGAAUAUAAUCCUUAAUUAAAACGAUAAUCUUUAACU
This is a messenger RNA of Prosopis cineraria, 1724 nucleotides long. RefSeq lists its product as uncharacterized. The transcript is spliced from 14 exons. The record is from RefSeq and is a predicted model, not a curated record. Lineage: Eukaryota; Viridiplantae; Streptophyta; Magnoliopsida; Fabales; Fabaceae. Bases 172 to 1332 code for a protein of 386 amino acids. Gene Ontology annotation, cellular component: endoplasmic reticulum; COPII-coated ER to Golgi transport vesicle.